AUGUCUGGUCGAAAACGUCAUCGUACCGCUUCUCCUGAAGAGUCUAGGCGAGAAGAUCGACAUAAACUGCAUCGAAAGCUGGAAAAUCGAGGGGAAAAUAACUCGAGCGUAAAUGAAACAUUGACAAAAGUCCUUACAAGUAUGGACGAUAUAAAGAAAGAAUUUGUCGCUUGGACCACACAAGUUAGUGCCAUCGAGAAUCAGUUGAAUCAAAACUCAUCUGUUCUUCAAGCGAAUACCGAUGAAGAUUGUUUAUCAGUUCACCCGCCGACUUCACCUUCGACUUUUGACAAAGUUGAUCAACUGUCACAAGGCAAUAUAAAUGCCAUUGAGGCACCUUUAGCUGGCUCUGAGCGACCUUUAGCCGAUGUUAGGUCGGAUUACGGUCACAGUAAUGUGUCCAAAGAAAGACCUGACAACCAGGUCCCUGAACAGUCUUGCAAAUUCUUCAACCCAGAGGAUACUGGGUCGAAGAAUUAA
Messenger RNA from Paramuricea clavata, 480 nucleotides. The record is from the annotation of a GenBank genome assembly. Lineage: Eukaryota; Metazoa; Cnidaria; Anthozoa; Malacalcyonacea; Plexauridae.